GUUGACAUGAUAAAUCAAGUAAAAGAUAUUACGGGCUCCUUAUUUAUGCAACAACACAACUUCAGUAUUUUUUGUUUCAGAAGUAAAUUUUAUCAAACAGCCACCGCUGUGGCCGAGUUUGGAAGGCGACGCUACACCAGCCAUUACGGUAUUUACAGUAGAAAAUAAGCUACAAAGAGGGGAGGCGCACAGUCGUUCGAAGACAUCGGCCGAUGUUGUUGGAGGAGGAAAGCGAGCGCUAUAGAUCGGGACGCUAGCUAACUUGUCACUUUAAAUGUAUAACUUGUGAUAUAACUAGAUAUGACGGAAAUGUUUUCGACUCUCUUCGGGCAAAACGAAGCUCAGGGACCGCCCGGCUCGUCGUCGUCUCACGGAUUCGGAGCGGGUAAACCUGCACCUCCUCUUCCGCAAAAUCAAGUUCCGAUGGCGGGGCAGCUGCCACCGCAGCUCGGGGAUGAAGGGCCUGCUUUACGGAAACCCGGAGCCAUGAAUGAACCCUUCUAUUUACUCCGUGAGCUGCCUGUGGGUAACGAGUUGACAGGCAACACCAACCUCAUCACUCACUAUAAUCUGGAACAUGCCUACAACAAAUUCUGUGGUAAAAAGGUGAAGGAGAAACUCAGCAACUUUCUUCCCGAGUUACCAGGUAUGAUCGACUGUCCCGGCACUCAGGACGGCAGUUCGUUACGCUCCCUGAUCGAGAAACCUCCAGUUUGUGGGAAUUCCUUCAGUCCACUUACUGGUGCCUUGCUCACAGGCUUCAGACUACACACAGGACCGCUGCCAGAGCAGUACAGAUUGAUGCACAUUCAGCCGCCAAAGAAGAAGAGCAAGCACAAGCACAAACAUCAUCGACCGCAGGACCCCAUACCACAAGGUACACCAACACACAUCUAUAAGGAAUUCUUUUUCCAGGUCACUGACCCAGUCCAUUUGGUCAUUACAGAAACUCCAUCAGACUCGGACCCCAAGAAGAAGAAGAAAAAGAGAGAUGAUGAUCCUGACCGUAAGAAGAAAAAGAAAGACAAGAAGAAAAAGAAGAACCGCCACAGUCCAGACCACCCCGGCCUCACCGGAUCACAACCCAACAGCAACAGCCUCAGAUAGACAGAAACCAGCUGUGUGUGUGUGUGUGUGCGUGCGUGUGUGUGUGUGUGUGUGUGUGUGUUUUACAGAAGCCGUAUCGGAAGCUUUGUGCAUGUGUGGGAUUUUUUUUUUUUUUAGAGAAUUGUAUCAGAGUCUGAAUUUGGUGAUGGUGAUGCUGUGACCGUCAGACAGGAAUGGGUUUGUUAAAAAGAGCUAUAUGGUAUUUGAGAGCAAAGAGGGUGCUAGUGGAAAACAUGUUACACAACAGUGUAUGAUGCAGGUCACAGGUAUGACAUGAUCGAAUGAACGGGUAUGCGUGUCCUUUCCAUUUUACUGUGAUAUCUUUACACAUGUCAAAAUUACA
Molecule: messenger RNA, 1450 nt
Organism: Lampris incognitus (smalleye Pacific opah)
Lineage: Eukaryota; Metazoa; Chordata; Actinopteri; Lampriformes; Lampridae
Gene: med19a
Product: mediator complex subunit 19a
Exons: 5
Coding region: 301-1107 (268 amino acids)
Biological process (GO): positive regulation of transcription by RNA polymerase II
Cellular component (GO): mediator complex
Molecular function (GO): transcription coregulator activity; transcription factor binding
Source: RefSeq, a predicted model, not a curated record